Molecule: messenger RNA, 1975 nt
Organism: Acanthopagrus latus (yellowfin seabream)
Lineage: Eukaryota; Metazoa; Chordata; Actinopteri; Spariformes; Sparidae
Product: FUN14 domain-containing protein 1
Exons: 5
Coding region: 137-619 (160 amino acids)
Biological process (GO): autophagy of mitochondrion
Cellular component (GO): mitochondrial outer membrane
Source: RefSeq, a predicted model, not a curated record
UUUUAGUAAUAACGCUGCUAUGUUUCUGAGCCUAAUCAAGCGAGAUCAGGGCAUUUUAACUGACGUGGCAGAGCAUCAUCGUGUGGGCGUGGUCUAGUAUUGUCAACAUCCUGGUGACAUAACCAGUUUCUCCAAAAUGGCGACGGUGGACCAUAGAGAAGCAGAUCAGGAAGACCCUGAGAGUGAAGAUGAGGUGUACGAGGUCGUGGACCUGACAGAAUAUGCCCGGAGGCACCAGUGGUGGAGCAGGGUGUUCGGGAGCAACUCGGGCCCGAUCGCCGAGAAGUAUUCCGUGGCCACCCAGCUCAUGAUGGGAGGUGUGUCUGGAUGGUGUGCUGGUUACCUCUUCCAAAGAGUUGGGAAGAUAGCUGCUACUGCUGUUGGAGGAGGGUUCCUUCUUUUACAGAUUGCCAAUCAUAGCGGCUACGUACAGGUGGACUGGAAGAAGGUGGAGAAGGAUGUGAACAAAGCAAAGAAACACCUGAAGAAGAAAGCGAACAAAGCAGCCCCUGAAAUAAACACAUUCAUUGAGGAGGUAAAGGCCACAGAUUUUAUCAAAAGGAACAUCGUAAUGUCCAGCGGGUUUGUCGGAGGCUUCUUCCUGGGUUUGGCUUCUUAAAGCUGCCGCACACUCUGCAGCUCUCCUCCUCUUACUGUGAAUCAGUACUCUACAUAGGUCACUUUCCUCUCCAUCGUUUACCUCAUGGCUCCAUGUGUGCAUCGAUUCACGCUUAAAUGAACCGAACAAGGGGGAAUUUAUGUUGAACAUUAAAGCAUGAUCUGUCGUGACGGUGGUAUUAACUGUAUAACUAGCCCCCUUGUUUUAAAUCAAUUUGUGCUAAUUUCCUUUUGAGAACACAGAGUGUCUGAGGUGUGUGCGCGAAUGUGUGUGUGUGUGUGUGAUGGCUCAGUGGGGAGUUUGGAUUAUACUGUGAAGACUUUUUUUUUUUUUCUUCUUCUGUGGGAUCUUUGCCACACUGCUGAAUAUGUCAAGCUGCCACAAACGAGCACAGACUCCUCACUGCUUUUUGCAACACAGAUCUGAGCCUAUAUCGUCCAUCCCCUCAUGUAUUUGCCUGGCGGAUGCUGAUCUCAGAUUCUUAUAUGUUGGCAUGUGUGGGGGGGGGGCAUUGUAAAUAUAUUGCCUGUCCCUUUUUCGGAGCUGUAAAUACCCACACAAGAGUAAACAUUAUAUAAAUGACACGGAAGGCGUGAGAGUGGGAAGCUAACACCCUCCUCCAGUCUGGUGCUUAUGGAGGUAUUUUUUUAUGUAGCUGUGAAGUUUGGCGAGCUUAUGUGCCAUUUAAAACACGUAAAGCAGUCCAGUUUUUAAAGUUGAUCACACCGGCUGAGGGUUUAAAUAAAGUUGUGUUCCCUACUCCGAGCAGGCGUUAUUGAUAUACAACACAUAUCAUGAGCAUAAUUCACAACUUAAUGUUACAUUAUGUGAAUAUUCCCCCUUCUGCCCCCCAAGAAAAGAGUAUUAGAUACAAAUGCUUUAUUCCCACAAUCUUCAGCUCCACAAUGGCCUUUAACGACAGGACGAGCCUCUGCUAUAACCCUAAUUACCACCAUCAUCGAGCUAGAUGCCUAAAGAUACACCAGUCCUGUCAUUAGGGAGCAUAAUGGAGCAGUGAUUGUGACUCUUUACGCCCUCGCUAUUGUUGUCGUGCAUUUAGUGGUGUCGGCUUAGCAAUAACAUAACAGCGAGUCCACUUAAGUUGAUCACAAGUUGCUUACUUUGUCUUUUUUUUUUUUUUUUUUUUUGCCUUUUUCGCCUUUUUUCUACCUGUGCAAUAUACAGUCAUGUCUUUUGGUUUUUGAAAAGCUUCUCAUGUCUACAGCUGGUAUUUUGUACACUCGUGUUCCCUCCUUGUUUCUACUGAACAUUAUUUCGUUACCUCAGUUGUAUGAAUUUGGUUGGGUUGUCCGUUUUAAAAAUAAAGUUGCCAGAUUUUGUUUUGGAUAACGAGAA